Molecule: messenger RNA, 549 nt
Organism: Didymodactylos carnosus
Lineage: Eukaryota; Metazoa; Rotifera; Eurotatoria; Philodinida; Philodinidae
Source: the annotation of a GenBank genome assembly
AUGGAUGACGCAAGUAAACACGUAACAAAAAUUUACAUUAGUCCCACUGAAUCAACUCCCAUUCGACCAGAACUACAUCAUGAAAGUCAUUUUUCAACUGAUACAUCGACAUUUGCUUCAACAAAUAAUAAAGUGGAUACAACACCAUCACCAAAAGAACAAAUGGUUUUAUCAAAAUUAUUAGCUAAUGAAGUAUUAGAGAAAUGCGUGAUUUCUGCUCCAUCUAAAGAUAACAAUGAUGGGGAUGGUAGUAAACAAAUAUCAGAAAAUGUUGAAAAAGAAUACAUUAUUGUACCUAGGAAAAAAACAAGAAAAGUCGUUCCUACUGCUCCUACUGCUCCUACUACGAAUAAUGAUGCUACGUUUGAUAGAAGAAGUCCGACAAAGGCACCUCUGACACAAUCUACCAAUGGUAAUGAAUCUAAUGGAAAUGAAUUUGGUACCUAUCAAAAGUCAAAACCGAUUACCUAUACAGCAUACAAUGGUUAUACAACGCAUAAGUUUAUAUUUGAUGAGAAAUCUGGAGAUAGUAAUGAGUUGAGUAUUUGA